Molecule: messenger RNA, 3924 nt
Organism: Colletotrichum siamense
Lineage: Eukaryota; Fungi; Ascomycota; Sordariomycetes; Glomerellales; Glomerellaceae
Gene: KTXA-7
Product: Killer toxin subunits alpha/beta
Exons: 8
Coding region: 1-3924 (1307 amino acids)
Biological process (GO): carbohydrate metabolic process
Molecular function (GO): chitin binding; hydrolase activity, hydrolyzing O-glycosyl compounds
Source: RefSeq, a predicted model, not a curated record
AUGGUGCUAGACUUCUCGGUCAAUAUACCUGUGACCGACAAGCAGCAGAUUCGGGUCUGUAAUGUUUUUGUCAACGACUUCGAUUACCACAGCGCCUCAGCUUUGUCUUCUCCUACGAAUGAGACCAUCACCAGGCAAGUUAUCCCUGAAUUGGCAUGGACACCUGCCACGUCUGGCAACGAGAUUGGUGGCAGACUCGUGGCACAGAGCGUGGAGCACUUGAGACGUUACCUCGCAAACAGCCGCCAAACCAAUGAUCGCAUCAUGCUAUUCGGCACAGUAUCCGGCACCACUGCCGGUGUCUAUGUCGGUGCCGACCUGGUGGGAUCUAGCGUCGCAGGACAUCUCUUUGACUCUUUCCUCGACAAUCUCUACGUCACUGGCAUCGCCGAUUCCAAGUCUUCUCUCGUCCAGGUGUGCGAUGACCUCACCGGCAACGACAUCUUUGGCCUCAUUGCGGUCUCAAGCACUGACUUCGGCAUUGUUCAUGAUGCCGUCGGACGCUGGUCGAACGGGACCUGUGUCGACACCUCGUCAUACGCGAAAACUAUUCAACUCAGUGCCACCAAUGUUUCCACGAUCAAACCAGAGAUCCCAACAAACCCAACAAACGGCACAACACCCAACAACUCAACCGUUUCUGUCAGAGGCUUUUUGCGACCACGCGCAGACUGCCGGACCGUCACUGUUGAUGAUGGGGAUGACUGUGGCAAGCUCGUCACCAGAUGCGGCGGCGGUCUCACUGCCGCCAACUUCUAUAAGUACAAUCCCGAUUCGAAACUAUGCUCAACGCUUCAGCCUGGCCAGCGUGUCUGCUGUACCGCCGGCGAGCUGCCCGACAUCCGACCCAAGCAGAACGCGGAUGGGUCCUGUCACGCCUACCAAAUCAAACAGAACGACUUUUGUAACAAGAUUGCGACGGCAAAUGGUCUCACUGUGAAAGAACUUGAAAGCUUCAAUCAAGACACCUGGGGCUGGAAUGGGUGCGAUGAUGGCUUCUGGCCUGAUAAUUGGAUUUGUCUAAGCAAGGGCACGCCGCCUUUUCCCUCGUCCAUCGCCAAUGCUCAGUGUGGGCCUCAGAAGCCUGGCACGACGAUGCCGAGCGGAUCUGCAUCCAGAGACUGGGCAAAGCUGAACCCUUGUCCUCUGAAUUCAUGCUGCAACAUUUGGGGACAAUGCGGCACGACGACCGACUUCUGUAUCGACACCAACACGGGACCUCCGGGAACAGCCAAGAAGGGGACGUACGGUUGCAUCUCCAACUGCGGCAUGACAAUCGUCCAGAGCGGUCCGCCGGCGCAGUUCAUCAAGCUCGGCUACUUUGAAGGUUUCAACUUGGGCAGCAGAGACUGCCUGAACAUGGACGCCACACAGGUCGACCCCUCAUUCACCCACCUUCACUUCGCUUUCGGCAUGAUCAGUGAUAAGUUCGAGAUUUACCAGGAGAAUGAACUUGCUGAGUUCCAAUUCAAGCAGUUUAAGAAGAUCAAGGGUCCGAAGCGCAUUAUCUCAUUCGGCGGUUGGGUCUUUUCUGCCGAGGCUCCCAACUACCCGAUCUUCAGGAACGGUGUCAAAGCUGAGAACCGAAAUAAGCUUGCGGACAACCUUGUGAAAUAUGUCGUCGAUAAUGAUCUCGACGGACUGGAUCUUGACUGGGAAUAUCCUUCUGCGCCCGAUCUUCCGGAUAUUCCAGCAGGAGACGUCUCUGAGGCUACAGACUACUUGAGGCUCCUUGCUCUUCUGAGAUCCAAGCUUCCCAAGGGUAAAACGCUUUCAAUUGCCGCCCCGGCUUCUUUCUGGUACUUGAAGCAAUUUCCAAUCAAAGCUAUGGCGGAGCUGCUCGACUAUAUCGUCUACAUGACCUAUGAUCUGCACGGUCAGUGGGACGCGGGUAACCAAUGGGCUUCCCCCGGAUGCCCGACCGGAAAUUGUCUACGGAGUCACAUCAACCGCACGGAGACCAUGGGCGCCUUGACGAUGAUCACCAAAGCCGGUGUACCAUCGAACAAGGUGCUCGUUGGUGUUAGUAGCUACGGCAGAAGUUUCCAGAUGGUCGACCCGUCUUGUACCGGACCCAAUUGUCAGUUCACCGGCGACAGAACGACAUCGUACGCUAGGAAGGGCCGCUGUACGCAGACAGGGGGCUAUAUUGCCAACGCUGAGUUAAGUGAGAUAGGUGGUCGCACCUGGACUGACACCGAAAGCAACUCCAAUAUCAUGGUCGACGGUGAUCUUUGGGUUUCAUACAUGGACAACGACCUCAAGGAAAGCCGCACCCAACUUUACAAGCGCUACAAUAUGGGAGGCACCAUCGACUGGGCCGUGGACCUCGUCAAGUUUCACGAUCCGCCCAAUUACGGCAUCGACUAUGAGGGCAUCGACCUUGGUCUUAGUUGGGCUAUGGUCAAGCAGGGCAUCAAGAGCGGCAAGGAUGUCGAUACGAUUGGCUGCGAAAGUUCGCGUGGACUUCGCACUGGCACAUGGGUUACAAAGCAGUGCACCAUACGACCAGUCACCAUCCCAUCGGAUUUUACCCCCACUGAAAGAUGGGAGGCCCUUGGGGCCCAGGAUGCCUGGACUGACGCCGUCCGGGUAUGGCAUUCAUGCUACCAGAAGAAGACGCGACUCAGCUUCCAUCAAGCUGUCGCUGAAUUUCUCCAUUUCGACUCUGACGCCGAUUGCGAUGAUCUGGCGGCUGCGACUAACUGCGAAAGCUCCAAAGAUUGUGUUACACACAACACCGCCGAUGAUGAGCCUGAGUUCCAUACGGGGGCUGCAAGCUACGAAGUUUGGAACUCGAUAGCUUCGCUCCACCGGAUGAUCAAGAACUACUUCAAUGCCCUCAUCAAUGCUGGAAACGAUUUAAAAGGCAACCAUGAAGACUUCAUCGCCACUUUUGCCCCAAAAAGGGAUGAUGGAACGGAUCUUUUCAACCUCCUGUUGACGCUGAUACCUAUCCCUAUCAACACAGCAGCAGCACGUUUCUUUGGAGGAGCUUUCAUGACAAAGGUUUUCUUCCAGAGUCCUGGCAAAGCGAAUGCAUGGGAGGCGGCAACUUCUAAUAUUGUGAAUGCGGGUGCUUCGAUUGCCAAGGACGCACUGAGUAAGGCCUCGGACAACCGAGCUGAGGUGUCGUUCAACGCAAUCUACGACACAAUCGUCACAAGCUGGAAAUCGCAGACGAACCUGUUACUUGUGAAGCUCUUCGAAGGAGACGAACACAACAUCAAGAUUCUUACUGAUCUCAUCUCGGAAGGCAAGAUGAUCAAGGGAGGACAGACCAGUAGAAAGCGAGCAGAGGAGUACGACGGAUUUACAGCAAGCUGGAAACAGGAGAAAAAUAUCGAGCGGGCAUUCUAUGCGGCUGCCAUCCCCGCCGCCUGGACCGCCAACCGACCCGCGCCCGUUGUCGUCGAUUUUGGCAACAGCUGCGAGAUCGAUGCGCGCGAUUACUUCACUGAGGAGCCGAAACAGUACAACGUCGGUUGGCGAUGUCCCAAUGGACACUCAUACAUCCUCGCGGGCGUACGAGAUGGCCCGCAAGGCUCAUGCGGCCCGAACAAUCCAGGGGAUGGCGGCGGGUGCAACCCGACCCACAAAUGGACUCUCGACAUACUGGAUGGUAUCGCCCAACUUCAGGAUGGCGACCUGGGCAAGUGGGGAGGCGUCACGGUGGACGACCUCAUUAUUGGUGCGGUCAAUACGUUCGAGAAGAACGGCAGAAAGAACGUGAUGGAUGCUACAGUGGGGGCGCCGGACAUCAAAGACAAGUCCAUCGCCGACGAAUACAAAGGCUCAAGGAUGGAUGUUCGCAGGGGCGGCCUCAUCCGCAUCCCGGUCUGUAGUGCGGAGGAGGCGACCGCGAACCUCAACAAGGGCCGUCAGUACUACGGAGAUUCGCCCAACUAUCCCUGCAACCCAUGA